CUCCUAGCCGCUGGUAGCUCCUCCAAAGGUUGGUCGUGUAUAACCUGCAUAACAAGAUUAGCCCGCCGCCGGGUCCCUCCUCAGCCGCAUACAGUAACAGUCAAUAUUUGGGAGGUCUGCCCCUUGUCCAUCUGCUAAAUUGUAGACCAGGGAAUAUCGGCUCUUCAUGGAAAUCUCCGGGAGGUGCACCCGGGGAGAUGGCAUCCGACAGUGAGGUGAAGAUGUUGCUCAAUUUCGUGAACCUGGCCUCCAGUGACAUCAAAGCUGCCCUGGACAAGUCUGCCCCUUGCCGCCGCUCCGUGGACCACAGAAAGUACCUGCAGAAACAGCUCAAGCGGUUUUCUCAGAAAUAUUCCCGGCUGCCAAGAUGCUAUCCCAAUAGAUCGGGGAAUCUCACCCAAAAAGGGUGGCCUGAGGAUAGCCGUUGUCGCACCCCCUCUAAUGGCAGCACAGAGAAGGGCCCAGGAAUUCCCCGGGGAUGGAAGAGAAUUUUCUUGAAGAGCAAGUCCUGCAAAGAACAAAUCCCAGAGGCCUCAAGGCCAGACAAGUAACCCAUGCGAAAAAGACAGCUGCCUGCUUCCUUCUGGGAAGAACCCGGCCCUGCCAAAGCUACUCUGGAGGGCUAGAUGGGCUUUUCAAAGCCGUAGGGAGGUUCCUGCUUAUGCGGGGAAAAAAAGCAAAAAAGAGGAACUGAGACCUUGGGUUCAGAGGACUGCACUGUAUCUGCUUCUCCCAGGGCAGAGAAGGAAUCCCCCAAGGUCCCUUCAGCCUCCCUCAUGGGCCGAAUGAGUGCCUGGAGUUGUUGUCCAUUCCAGUACCAUGGACAACCCAUCUACCAGAGCCCAGGAGGUCUGCCUCAGUCUCCUGUGCCAGGCCUGGGGCUUGGAGCGAAAAAGGCCAUCUUACCCAGGGGAAAUGGGCCCAUUUCUGCAAGGAGCCUGGCAGGCCCGAGCCAGAAAGUUUACAGACCAGUGGUCUUGAAGCCCAUCCCCACCAAGCCAGGGGUUCCUCCUCCCAUUUUUAAUGUUUUCAGCUAUAUCUAGCCCCAGGUGAGUGACCCUUGGAAAGCACUGGACCCCUAUUUAGUGAAGGUACCUUCUACCAGAUCUCUGGAUUCUUGGAGAGGAAAGCUUCCCACCCCAUCCCCUGUAGGGGAGAUGGCCUAGAAAGGCCAGGAGAAACACUGAAAGGAUUGACUUCUGCAUAUUACAGAAAAGCACAUUCAGAGGCUCAAUGGUGGUAUUUAAGUAAUUAUUGUCAUGCGAGGGAAUGGGGAGGGGAAGGGAGGGGUUGAAGGCUAUUUUCCCAGUCAGCAUCAAUGAGAUCUGGAGCCAAGGUUGAUCAACCAGUCAGCAAGUCAGAAGACAAUUGUGAACCAGAUAACUCCAUCUGUACUGUAAACAGCCGUUCUAGCAGCUGGGGUGGGAGGGCAGCUAACUUUUAUCUGAUAGAUUGCUCAUGGAAGCAAUAUCCUCUUCGUUUGCCAAGAAUUUGUAAGCCAGUCUCAUUUUUUUUUCUUCCUUGUAAAAUAUCAAGGGUUUAAAGAAUAAAGCAAAGUAAUUUUUUAGUUUCUA
This is a messenger RNA of Dromiciops gliroides (monito del monte), 1574 nucleotides long. It is a transcript of the gene FAM181A, whose product is annotated as family with sequence similarity 181 member A. The record is from RefSeq and is a predicted model, not a curated record. Lineage: Eukaryota; Metazoa; Chordata; Mammalia; Microbiotheria; Microbiotheriidae.